CCCAAGUCGAAGUUUUUCCGGCGCGCGCCGGACCCAGCCGGGGCGCCAUGCUGAACGUGGAGGAGUUCGUGAGCCCGGAGCUGCGGCUGGCGAUGUGCCACGUAAAGGAGGCCAUGCGGAUCAUUCUGCACUGCUUGGUGGUUUGCCGCACCAUUGGCGGUGCAGACUCGAUAGACCCGAAGUCUGUGGUCUCCGAGCUCUUUGACGUGGAGUAUGUGCGGAUCAACGAGCCCCGGCACGUGCAGGAGCUGGAGAAGACGGUAGAGAGAUUCUCCGAGAUCUUGGAGAACAACCUGGACAGAUCAGGUCGGGCGCAGCUGCUCUUCAACCUCUACACCGUGAAGGCUCGAAAGCAGAGCCUGUGGAACCGGCUGGUGGGCAGCGAGGAGAAGACGGUCUUCGAGCAGUGGCGGAUCCCCGUGUCCGUGCAGCCGCUGAACAGGUAUUUGAAUCCUGCCGACAACCUGCGAGAGGAGGCAAAUCUACAGGCCUCGGCCUCGCAGCAAGUGCAGCAGGUGCUGCACUACGUGAUUGCCAGGGCCAAUGCCAAGGUGGAUCACCUGCCCUCGCCGGAGAAGGACAGCGUCUCCUACAAGUUCGAGGUCGCCUUCGUCUCGGGCGACGGGAAGGAGAUCGGAUCGGGCUCCUUCUUGCCCCAAGGUCUUGGCUCGUUGAGUCAGACGAUCCGGCACCUUCCGUACAUGGCGUGAAUUCACCGGCGCCUUGCGCCGUGUGAAGUCAAGAAAUGUUUUUCCGGCAGCCAGGCGAGCGGUACAAAUCGAUAG
Molecule: messenger RNA, 785 nt
Organism: Effrenium voratum
Lineage: Eukaryota; Dinophyceae; Suessiales; Symbiodiniaceae
Source: the annotation of a GenBank genome assembly